Messenger RNA from Pseudovirgaria hyperparasitica, 1373 nucleotides. Its product is annotated as putative ATP dependent RNA helicase. The transcript has 3 exons. The record is from RefSeq and is a predicted model, not a curated record. Bases 192 to 1325 code for a protein of 377 amino acids. Lineage: Eukaryota; Fungi; Ascomycota; Dothideomycetes; Acrospermales; Acrospermaceae. Gene Ontology annotation, molecular function: ATP binding; RNA binding; RNA helicase activity. Gene Ontology annotation, biological process: mRNA splicing, via spliceosome; mRNA export from nucleus.
UAUCUCGCUCCUCAGCGCUUUGUAUGGGUUGAACCCUAAAGACAUGCGGCGUGGAAAAAAAGCUGGUCGGUGUCAAUAAGACGAUCUGAGCAGCUUGUUGACCUUGGGUCUCUCGUUGUGGUGAAGAAUCGCAUGCAAGGCAAGAUGGAUAGACUCGUGGACUUGCAGAUUGGACUGGGCGCCGCGCCCGAAUGCUUCUAUCGCUUCUCUUGCUACGAUCGUAUCUAACAUCCGCCUCUCGAACAGUCCAGCAAGUGUGCAUUCCUCAGGCUAUCCUCGGUACCGAUGUGGUCUGCCAGGCCAAGUCCGGUCUUGGUAAGACUGCAGUCUUCGUUCUGGCCACCCUGCAGCAGCUCGAGCCAGUCGCCGGCGAAACCUCAGUGUUGGUUAUGUGCCAUACUCGCGAACUUGCAUACCAGAUCAAGAACGAAUAUGCUCGCUUCACCAAGUACCUUCCCGAGGUCAAGAUUGCCGUCUUCUACGGAGGUGUCAACAUGCAGAAGGACAUCGACAUCAUCAAGAACAAGGAUACCCAUCCUCACAUUGUCGUUGCCACGCCUGGAAGACUCAACGCUCUCGUGCGCGACAAGCACCUUCGCUUGGGAAACAUCAAGCAAUUUGUCCUCGACGAGUGUGACAAGAUGCUUGAUCAGAUUGAUAUGCGUCGCGACGUUCAGGAGAUAUUCCGUGCGACGCCAACUCAGAAGCAGGUCAUGAUGUUCAGCGCCACCCUGUCCCAGGAGACUAGGCCCGUCUGCAAGAAGUUCAUGCAGAACCCUCUCGAGAUCUAUGUCGACGAUGACACGAAGCUGACCCUUCACGGCUUGCAGCAAUACUAUGUCAAGCUGUCGGAGAGUGAGAAGAACCGUAAGCUCAACGAACUUCUUGACACUCUCGAGUUCAACCAGGUCAUCAUCUUUGUCAAGAGCACGAUUCGUGCCACUGAGCUGGACAAGCUCCUGAGAGAGUGCAACUUCCCCAGCAUUGCUGUCCACUCGGGCGUACCCCAGGAGGAGCGGAUCAAGCGAUACAAGGAAUUCAAGGAGUUCAACAAGCGUAUCUGUGUUUCUACCGAUGUGUUUGGACGAGGUAUCGACAUUGAGCGUAUCAACCUGGCGAUCAACUACGACUUGCCAGACAACGCUGACUCAUACCUCCACCGGGUCGGACGUGCAGGACGAUUCGGUACCAAGGGUCUAUCAAUCUCGUUCGUCAGCAGCGCAGAGGACCAAGAGGUGUUGAAGUCUGUUGAGAAGCGGUUUGAGGUUGCACUUCCCGAGUUUCCCGAGGCCGGUAUUGAUGCCAGCACGUACAUGGCCUCAUAAACGCGGCAAGAUGACGCGACGACAGAGGCGUGAGCAAGAUACAAAAAG